This is a messenger RNA of Tigriopus californicus, 1291 nucleotides long. RefSeq names its product U3 small nucleolar ribonucleoprotein protein IMP4-like. Gene Ontology annotation, biological process: rRNA processing. Lineage: Eukaryota; Metazoa; Arthropoda; Copepoda; Harpacticoida; Harpacticidae. Bases 278 to 1210 code for a protein of 310 amino acids. Gene Ontology annotation, cellular component: Mpp10 complex; nucleolus; small-subunit processome. The transcript is spliced from 4 exons. Gene Ontology annotation, molecular function: snoRNA binding; rRNA primary transcript binding. The record is from RefSeq and is a predicted model, not a curated record.
AGAGCUUGAACAACGGGAGAAAAAAGAGACGAGAAGCGAAGGAGGGCGCUGAGGAGGGAACUGGAUGAAGGCAAGCGCUGAGAACAAACACAUCUUGAACAAAGAAUGGAGAACGGAAGAUACGGGAGCGUCGUCAAACAGCCACUCUGCCCCUCUGCCACCCAUUUCAGCAACAUGGGCUAGAAAAACUAGAACAACAAUCAAUAACAACAACACGUGAAUCGCGUUGGAGACCCCUAAAGUGAAGAGAGGAAAAAUAUUGUAGACCUUAAUUACCAUGCUUCGUCGCCAGGCUCGUCUCCGCCGUGAAUAUCUUUACCGCAAGGGCGUGGAGGAGCGACAAAAGGCCAUCCAGGAUAAGAAAGACCGUUUGAAACGCGCUGUCCAAGAAAACCGAUUGAUCGACGGAGAUUUGCGGCGAGAUGCGCUCAGUUUGGCUCAAUCGGUCAAAUGGGACGAUGGCGGGGCCGAACUGGCCCAGUUGACCGGCGGGGAAGGCGGAGGUACGGCCGGCGUGUCCAGUCAAGAUGACGAGUAUCGUUGGGCCGGCGUGGAAGACCCCAAGGUCAUGGUCACGACGUCGCGCGAUCCCUCGGCCCGCCUCAAGAAGUUCGCCAAGGAGUUCCGCUUGAUUAUUCCCAACGCUCAACGUCUGAAUCGCGGUAACUACGAGUUCAAGCAACUGAUUCAGGCCUGUCGCGCCAAUGAGGUCACCGACUUCAUUGUACUUCACGAGCACCGGGGUCAACCUGACGGAUUGGUGCUCUGCCAUAUGCCCUACGGACCCACGGCUUACUUCACCAUAACGGAUAUGGUCAUGCGGCACGAUAUCCCGGAUAUUGGGAACAUGUCCGAACAGUACCCGCAUCUGAUCUUCCACAACUUCAAAACUCAGAUGGGUGAGCGUGUGAUGAAGAUUCUGAAGUAUUUGUUUCCUGUGCCCAAAGAAGAGAGCAAGCGCGUGCUCACCUUCGCCAAUCACGACGACUUCAUCUCAUUUCGCCAUCACACCUUCAAGAAAGGCCCCAAUGGCAAAGAUAUUGAACUGGACGAAGUCGGGCCUCGAUUCCAGUUGCGGUUGUACGAAAUCAAAUUGGGCACAUUGGAGAACGAAGCUGCGGCCCGAUCUGAAUGGGCGUUACGGCCCUAUAUGAAUACGAGCGGGAAACGACGGUUCAUGUCGGACGAGGAUGGAUUUGAGGCCGAAUGAAACAAGGUGAUGGUGGUUAUGAAAAUAAUCGCGGGUUUAUUAUCGUCGGCCCAGUAAAAAUAUAUUCAAUAUUUGCAUCCA